Messenger RNA from Diorhabda sublineata, 5837 nucleotides. RefSeq lists its product as uncharacterized. Lineage: Eukaryota; Metazoa; Arthropoda; Insecta; Coleoptera; Chrysomelidae. Bases 670 to 5706 code for a protein of 1678 amino acids. Gene Ontology annotation, molecular function: protein binding. The transcript has 23 exons. The record is from RefSeq and is a predicted model, not a curated record.
UUAACGACCAAUUAUAAAUGAGAAUAAUCGUAUUUAUUUACUUCAAAUCAUCAUAAUUAAUUUAUUCAUUUUCUUACAAGUCACAAGUAUAAUUGGUUGCAUAAUUAUUAGUGUGAAACGUUACAGAUUACAUUUAUUGACGUUCUGCACGAAAAUAUUAUUAUUUACAUUGAAUUCUUAAAAAUAUUGUCAAAUUUUAAUAAGAGUAGUGAGAAUUUCGUAUAUGAGAUGAAUCCCGAUUGAAAUCGCGUUCAAGUGCGUCUCUGGCGACUGCGAAAAAUCAGGUCAUGUAUGGGUAAAGCGUGCAGGGAAUGGUAAAAGAGCGCGUGCGCGGGUUCGCUGCAUCCAGACUCCGGAGUCUGGAUAGUCGUUUUUUCAAAGUUGAUCGUGUAACACGAGUUCUCACUUAAAUCGACUAAAUUGGUGCUAAAUACUUUUAUAUUUUAUUUAAACAAAAUUUUGAAAUCACUAAAUAUUUAUAAACAAAAAUUGAGACUAAAUAUAAAACUUAAGAAACGUUUACACCGAAUUUAAAUAAAUUUUUUCGAGAUAAAAAAUACAACUUAAAAGUAGUAAAUCAAUAAGAUAUAUUCAAAAACAAAAAAAGAAAAAUAAAUAUACAAAAACGUCAUUUUUUUGGUUUUUGAGAUGUUAUAAAAAUUUGCUGCUAUGGACAUAUUUACAGGGCAAGGCAAAAGACUGCGAGCAAAUGUUAUUGAAAUGGAUAUUCAUCCACCAGGAUUACCGGAAAGCAACCGAGUGGUUUUCAAUCAUUUGGACGUAUCUACGCAGGCUAACAUCCAACAUUCCAACGCUCUGACUUACGAAUCGGAUGACGAAAUGUUGAACCGUACAAAUAGAUGUUCUACUCCCCAUUACAACAGAGCAGAUAUUAAAGAACAAUAUUGUAUCACGGAACGAGGACUAGGAGCCUUGGAAACGAAACAAAGCUUAUUCGGUUGUCUAUCGGUUCAUCAAGGUUCGUGUUCUACAAGUACUUCGCUUCUUACCGCUUGCGUUAGACAAAAAGUACCGUCAGAUGAAAAUCUUUACGAUCUGUACAAGAGACAUCCUUCGGAGUACGCGCCGUAUCCGAGAAGAAACAAGUAUCCGUGGGGUCCGGUAGUAUCAGAUAUCUACCGCUACGACGAAGAUCUAAAAUCUUCUUACUUCCGAAGAAAACCCAUAAUCGAUCCGAGUCGUUACACUUGGAUGCCGUCAGACGACGAGUCUAUACGAAUGGAAAAACCCAAAUCUAUAAUGGAAAACGGCCACGAUCGUGUUUCGAAUUCAUCUUCCGGCACUUUACCGGGAAAGAAACACGUUAGUUUCGCUAGAUCCCACACUUUAGCUUCAUUCGACAACGCCAUAUCAACGCUCAGCUGUUCAACCGGACACUUGAAUAAAAUAACAAACAGCCAAGAAAGAUUAUUGGACGUUAGGAAACCCGAAUUACAGCCUAUCAUUACUAAACAACCUGAACAAGAAAUUUAUUGUGAUAAAAUCAAACGGGUACCAAUGAAAACGCAAGCUACGCAAACCGAAGCGGGUCUUGGUAGAAAACCCAUACCGCCGCAUAUCAAUUUAAGCCCUAGAACAAUGCAGAAGGUUAAGAUGGUUUCUCAAGGGGCUCAAACGAACGGUCUAGCGAACAACGGUCGUAAGCUGAUAAAAUCGUAUUCGGAAGCGGGAAGUAAGUUCGGUAUAUCGCCAAUUAACGGCGAAGUUCAUCAUUUCGAAUCAAUUCCGGAUCACGAUCCUUUACAACGCACCCAAUCCGACGAACCGCCUAGAUCUCCUUUCGUAGUUGAGAAACCGAGUACGUUCGCCGCCCCAGAGCGCACUAUACCGACGAUCGAUAGCGAAACAUCGUCUCUAACCAAAUCCGAUCACGAAUCUGAGGAUUCUACGGAAUGUAAGAAGGAAAUCAUGAUUGAUUUCAAGCCACAUCUGUCUCCAACUAAAGAGAAAUCGUCUAAAAGAACUUUGAUGAAAGCUUUAUCUGAUGGAGAGAUUCUUUUGGAACAAAGAAGAGUUAGAAUUUCAGACGACUGUGUUGUCCCAGAAAAACCUCUACAUUCUUUAAGCCACGAAUACGUUUAUAAUAACGAGGAAGAAGAUAGAACGUUCAGUCCGCAUUUUCAAACGACUCCGAUUCAAAAUGAAGACGCUUUCAAACUUCUCGACGACAACCCGUAUCCUUCUCUGGGUAAUAGGAUAUACGAACAAGAAUCUAUAGAAGAAGAUUUCCACGAAAACUUGAUCUACAAUAAAUCCUAUUUAAAUGAUCACGAGUACAACGGAGAACAACACAUCAACAUGGAGAACUGGUUGAAAGAUGAUUCAAUAGUUCCUUCCAUAAGUUUUUUACCGCAUGCUAAGCUAUCUCCGUUCACUUCAAACGAUUCCCUCGCCAACGAUACCAGGGAUCAAUCCGAUGGAAUUUGGAACGAAUCUCAAGCUACUGUACUCCAAGUAGACUCCGGAACGGAAAACGGAACGGUUCUGAGUAGUUCGGAAUUUAAUUCAGCCACAUCGCCGAUAGCGUUAACGCCAUCUUCGAAAAGAAAACAUCUACUGAUGCUUCAACACCAACAAAGAUCUUCCAUGGAUACCGAAAUCCUCGACGAAGAAACUGUGGACCAAAACGUUGCGCUUUCGAGGAAGAUUUCCGUUCUAAAAAACGCGGAAAAUCCCGUCACGUCGCACCAGAGACAAUAUUUAUUUGUGGAAAACGCGGUUAGUACGAGGAAGAAACUUACGCCGGAAACUCCUGUCGGAUCUCCACUUCCCGCAAUUGUUCCCAAUCUUGUACUAUCCAGAACUGAUUCUUGUAGAACUAAUACUGAUAUAUCGGAAAGUACUACUACUGAUGACUAUAUCACUGCCAAUUCCGGUACCGAUAGUUCAAGGAAAAGUGGUUCGGUCAAGGGAAACGGCUUGUACAAUAACCUCCAACCAGCAUACUUAACAGACGGUUCGAGCUUGGAUAGCGCUCGAGGCGUAGAAUUAUUAGGCGACGAUAUGGUAGUCCCACGCUUUUCACCAUCGCCACCGCCUCCCGUUCCAUCGACGGGAGAUUCCUCCCAUAGUCUCUGCAAUACUCCAGUGCCUCACACUCGCACCGGCCGAUCGACUCCGUCCGAGGAAAGCAGCUCCUCUUGUGGAAGUUACAGCGUGGGAUCUACACCGGAUUUGUUGGAUAGAUUUACGGAAACAGUGCCUUCAAGAAAUAAAAAAGUCUGCUCCCAUAACGCCUCUGACGAUGAACGAAGUGUCAGGUAUUCGUCGUCCGGGUAUUAUGAGUCACCCAUGGAAGAUGAUACCACCUGGACGUCUCCGAAAAAUAAGGCUCGUCGUUGCAAAGACCUCACUUUAGAUUUAUCGAACAAUCCCAAGUCAUAUCUAGAAACAUACUCCAUUUUAAGCAGUAAAUCAAACAAAAGAAACAUUAAAGCUUCACCUUCGGGGGAAAAAUCGAAACGAUCGAAAUCGAGAAUGAAGAGUCCGAUGCAAGGUAGCAGAAAGAGCACCCAGCUCAAAAAACAAGCUCAUAUCGUAGAGAAAGAAAAUAAAGCGACCUCAGACGAAUCCAGUUGCGAUCUUGGCGUCAAACAUUUGAGCAAUCAGAGUUCCCCGAGACGAGGGAAGAAAAUUAAAGAGAAUAAUAAGAAGAAAGGGUUGCCGAGAUCUCCGGUCAAUCAAAGAACCAAUGCGGAUAAGAAAGCCUCCAGUUUACCGGGAAGUUUAUCGAGGAAGAAAUCCUCGAAGCAAUCACAAAGUAACACUUUGAUUUCGGAAAAUGAUAAAAACCCGAAGAAGAGUUCGUCUUUAACUCGCCAUGGUUCGAAGGUUGUUGAAGAUUCUACUAAACUCAAAGCUCUGAGCGCGGAAUCAUUAAGAUCUGUUAGUCCCGGUAGCGACAGCGUUUUUUACAGUGAUCCCAGUAGUCAAACUGUCGAUCAUCAAAUUCACUGUUUGCAUUGUGGAAAAGAAGUUGAUAUAGUGACAACAGACGAUCCAGACAAAAGUAUAUCGAGUUUGGAGAACCCCGAGGAGAUCGUACAACCUCCAGCGGGGUUUGAGGAUUCCCCCAGAAUCAAAACCAGCGGUAGAUUAUUCAAAAAGUUGGAAAGAAGAAUUAGAUCAGAGGAAAGAAAUUAUUUGGAAAACAAGAAGAAUCGUUAUAAGUCCGAUGUUAGGGCAAAGUCUGAAGAACGAGGUAAUAAUUUGAAAAAUAAAUUAAGACCAAUGGCAAAAUCGACGAAUAAUAGUCAAGAGCAGUUGAAAGCAGCGGAUUCCAGUCCGAGUGUUUUGCCAGGAGCACCCGAAAAUGAGGAUGAUGUAGGUAUUUACGACGUGUCUUAUAAAGAAGGCUGUUGGAUACAUAUUGACGAAAGAGAAGAAGUUAUAGCUAGGACGUCGUGUUCAAGUCCAAGUGACAAACCAAGUUCUCGUAGAGAUUCGAUUUCGAGUACUGAGUCUGAGCAGGAAUUUCGCAAGAGGUUCCAAGCGGUUACACAUCGAAUGGUUCAUCGAAAAUCUUGUUUAGAAAUGUAUAAGAGACAAACGAAAAAAACGUUUGCAUUACAGAAAUCUUUAACUGAUGCUAAUCCCGAUUUAUUUCCCGACGAAAUAAAAUCUGUCGACUUGAAAAUAAAAUUAGAAGAAAUAUUGAAGAUAAUGUUGUUAGUUUGGUGUCGAAAAAAACAGGCGUUACAGGAUUGUGACAAAAAGGUAGUGGUUCAUAGAGAAUCCGGUGAAUUCGGUUUUCGUAUCCACGGCUCAAAGCCCGUGGUAGUUUCAGCAAUCGAACCAGGUACACCAGCCGAAACGUGCGGUUUAGAAGUUGGGGAUAUUGUGCUUUCCGUGAACGGCGUAAGCGUUUUGGACAAAAACCAUUCGGAAAUCGUCAAAAUGGCGCACGCGGGAAGCGAUACAUUGAAAAUGGAGGUUGCAAGAACAUGUUAUGCUUUAUGUCCUCAAAAAGAAGAAGAUAAUUCGACGAUCUUACAUAGUGGAUACCUUUGGAAACUGAGCGGUUACGCUAGUGGCACUUCCACCAACAAAUGGAUGAGAAGAUGGUUCUGUUUGAAACAAAAUGGUUGUUUAUAUUGCUACAAAACGGACGUUGAUGUACACCCUGUAGACGUGACGAUGUUGCACGACCAAGUAAUCCAAAUAGUAGAUGAUGAAGAGAAUUUUUCCAAGUCGCACGUAUUCGUUGUUCAAAAACAAGAUGGCGUUCCUUUAUAUUUAGCAGCGGAGUCUCGUUGUACUCAAGAAAAAUGGGUGGAAGAAAUGAACAAAUUGAUGAUAGAUAAUAAACAACUUUUGGAUGGUUAUUUAGAAAGAACGAAAAGUAAUUUGUCGUUACCUCCUGGUGCUAUUAAAGAUCCGGAAUGUUUUGGAUAUUUAGUUAAAUUGGGAACACAAUGGAAGAGUUGGAGCAGGAGAUAUUGUAUUUUGAAAGAGGCAUGUUUGUAUUUUUAUCAAGAUGCAAACGCCAAAAAUGCGUUCGGAGUGGCUUAUUUACAUGGUUAUAGAGUACAACUAUAUUUAUCAGGAUCAAAAAAACAUGCCUUUGAAUUAGUACCCUCGGAUAGCAGUAAAAAACAUUAUUAUUUCCAUACGGACUCGGAAACAGACAAAAAACGGUGGAUAGCGGCAUUAGAAUAUUCAAUAGAUCAAUGGAUGAAACUUUAAUGGCUAAAAAUUAUAUAUAUAUUGUGAAAUAUUUUACUUACCUGAAAUAAAAAGACAUACAAUGACCACACCAAAGAAUUUGUAUUAUAAGAACAUUAGCAUUUUAUUUAUAAAUAAAAUAUUUAUUUGUA